This is a messenger RNA of Trifolium pratense (red clover), 586 nucleotides long. Its product is annotated as syntaxin-71-like. Gene Ontology annotation, biological process: intracellular protein transport; vesicle fusion. Gene Ontology annotation, cellular component: SNARE complex; endomembrane system. The record is from RefSeq and is a predicted model, not a curated record. Lineage: Eukaryota; Viridiplantae; Streptophyta; Magnoliopsida; Fabales; Fabaceae. The transcript is spliced from 7 exons. The annotation marks the transcript as partial. Gene Ontology annotation, molecular function: SNAP receptor activity; SNARE binding.
AUUGGUACUUUGUGUUCACAGGUAAAGGGGCUUUCGUCGCAAGAAUUUGCUGCCCGUAAUGAUUUGGUUCUUUCAUUGCCAGAGAGGAUCCAAGCUAUCCCGGAUGGGACCCUUGCUGCACCCAAACAAACUGGAGGUUGUGGAGCUUCUGCCUCACGUCCUGAAAUUAAAUUUGAUUCAGAUGGAUACUUUGAACAAACCAAAGAAUCAAGUCAGUUUAGGGAGGAGUAUGAAAUGCCUAAAAUGAAACAGGAUCAAGGUUUGGAUGUGAUUGCAGAAGGAUUGGAUACUUUGAAAAACAUGGCACAUGAUAUGAAUGAGGAAUUUGAUAAGCAAGUUCCACUGAUGGAUGAGAUUGACACAAAGGUGGACAAGGCAUCCUCUGACCUUAAAUAUACCAACGUUAAACUUAAAGACACAGUUACCCAGCUACGAUCCAGUCGAAACUUCUGUAUUGAUAUUGUUUUGUUGAUUAUAAUUUUGGGAAUUGCUGCCUAUUUGUACAAGCCCCAUCACGCGCAGCUGCUGUUCUAGAUAAGUGGCCUCCGCCCCCGAAAUUUUUUACGAAGAUUAAUGUUGAUGUUGU